AUGCACUUCAGCACCAUCAUUGCCUCUAUUGCCGCCCUCGGCAUGGGCGCCAACGCCGCACCCGCACCCGGAACAUACAACCGAUAUGCUCAACUCCGCCUCUACGGCGAACCCGGCUGCUCAGCUCAGAACCUGGGCGAGCUUGGUAUCUACGAUAUCAACAAGUGCCAGAGUUUUGGUGACACCGACGUUAUCAGAUCUGUCUCAUUUGAAAUGAAUACUCCUGGAUGCACCUUGCACGUCUACAACGAUAUUACUUGCCAUCUCAACGACCAUGUUGUCAAAGUUCGCGAGUGCCUUGCUGGUGACAAGAGCUAUGGAAGUUAUGAGCUCCGUUUCGCUGAAUCCAACAUUGCCCUCGCUCAUCUAAAUUUCGAUUUCUCCCUGGCCAAAUUUGAAGCUCCACUUGAACUUCACCCGCUUGGAAAACAACUUUCAAAAGCCAGACGAGAAUCUGCAGAGGACGGAUCAUUUCACAUUCUCGCCCGGCGACUCGGUGUGUUGUUUGACGAUGUCCUACCAGAUGUGCCAACACUCCUUGAGGCAUAUGGAACCCGUGCUAGCGAGAUUGUACAGGAGACCAUGCAGAGCAUGGACCGCCCCAAAGUCAUUGUCGAUGCGUUCUUCGGAUCACAUCUUGGUAUUGACUGCACUACAAUUUGGGCAAGUGCGACGAGCGGCAAAUCUGUACUCCGCAUCCAUCUUCUUGCGUGUAUCCUGGCUCGCAUCUGGUCUCCUCAAGAAGCGACGGCCAUUUGGGUAGAGCUUGUUAGCCAACGACAAAGGAUUAUCAAGAAACAUGCCCAGUCUGCCGAAAUUGCCGACAACUAUCUGGCUCAACUAGCUGCCGCCCACGAAAUUGACAGAUCCUCACUAGGAAGUUGGGAUGCAAGCGCACGCGCGUGGCUACAAGUUGCCGACCAGGGGCGGAGAAAAGAGCAAGUUCAAGCUCAACUAAUUGUCAAUAAUCUCUCCGUUGCUGUGAAAUCUCAGGUUUCUUUGGAUCAGAACGUUGGUUCCAAACCAAGUUCCUAUGAUAGCGUGUUGCUGAACCUCAACCGUGCCUUGACCACUCUGGACAAAUUGAUCAAAGGCGAGCCCCAGAGGAUAACUGACGGGGGAAUUCUGCUUGGUCUGAUCUCGUGGCACUUAUAUCCGGACCUUGUUGUUCUGGGUUCAAAUACAAUGGAAAUUCAGCAACAAGACCCGUUGGUUAAACCGGGUGGAAUUGUCACUAUUUCAAUAGCCCCUCAGGCCAAUCGUGGGGAUGGAGUAUACUGGUCUUUGCCAUUAUCCAGUCUCCGGUAUUAUGGAACAGUCCAGCGAGAGCGGUCAACCAUGCGCGACUCCAGAAUAUCUGUGGCGCAAUUUCAAGCAUUGUUACUUGGUGCGUCUUUGGGUGCGGAUGAUGGUGCAUGUACCGCCGCCGAAAUCCUACAGAGUCUCUGGAAGGUGUACUACAAUCUCUAUCAAGCGAAAUUGUUUCAAAUGGCCGAAAAGCCCUUGGACCUGUCGGAUGACGUGUCUUGCUUUAACGUGGUAGACUUGCUACAAGACGGCCGGCAGUCGCUGAGAGAGCUCAUGAAAAUCUUGCAACUUAUUUUUCCAUUGAAAGGCGGUAUAGAGCUCCUACUCUCCAGUGACCCCAGUGAGGUCAAGAUGGCAAGGCAGCUCAUGCGGUACGGCAGUAACUACGGCAGGUCAUGGAUUGGAAAUACGAAUAGUUCCACUUCCAAUUUUUCUAUAGCCAACUUUUCAUCCUUGCUUCACACGGUCACGACUUCGGAUGCACGGGUUCGAGUACUUCGUGAAAUAUGUGCGCAAUUGGAGCUCCCGCCCUCGGACUAUGUGAUUCGCUUCAAAGACGCGAACCAUCUCUGGGCCUAUGCCUCAAUAGCAGCUGAUAGUUCCGGGGUUGUCCAUGGAGGAAUGAAAAGAAAACGGGAAUACUUUGAAGCACAGGACAUCGAGUAUAUCCGGCCCCUCGAAAUUCCGCCUGGAGAAAACUGGGCCUGCAUUGCUACCCUUGAAGCGUCAAAAUGGCACGGUCCGCAGUCUUUCCACUCGGGCUUGCAGGAUGAUAUCUUCACAGACCUUUUAGAAGAUGACCCUCAGACUAGUCAGACUGUUAUUUUUAAUUUUGCCUUUGGGGAUCACAGCCUUGCGGCCGUUUAUACGAAGCAAACAAGUCCCUCGGCAUCUCAGGAACGAAAGUUUUCUAGUGAGGUUUCCCUCAAAAUGGUCCAGGGCCUUUUGGCUAGGAACCUGCUGAGGCUCGAUAUUGUGGCAGAGUACGUUCUGCACCAGAUCGAGACAAACCAGCCAGCUCACGGGAAUUCUCUCCUUGCACUUGGGCGGGUUAUAGACUUUUAUAAGAGUCAUCUACCUCAAGCCACAGUUUCGAUGGGAGUGAUCAAAAGUCCCCUUAACACUUGGAAAUGGACACUGCCGAUGGUCGAAGAACUUGAACUUUUGAGUCCACUUGCAGACCAGCAAGCACGCGAGGGUAUGAUACCAGAAACUAUCUAUCCCAGCCAGUUAUCGCGCGGAUAUGCAUUUGCGGCAAUUUUACAAUUCGAGUCGGGUACUAUUAGCGUGGAUGUGUCUGAUCUCAACGCGGUGCUGGCAAUAUCGAGUUGCAACUCUCUGUUCAUUGCCGACGAAAUUCUUCAGGAUCCAACUCCUCCCGCAGACUCAUCGUCAUGCGCAGUCUCUCACGCAUUAGGAAAUAUUGGGAAGCCGGGAAUAGCCCUUUUGAUUUCUCCGCCGGAGCUCGACAUUCGCAAACAUGACCUUGAGCGGUGGCAUUUUGUCAACCAUAAUCCAUUUGAUGGAGAGCUUGCUGAAGGCCAGUUUGAGGGCACAUCUCUGCAUCCGUCUUUCACGGGCUGGCAAGGACCUCUCAGCGUAGGCUCAUCCAGCUACCGGGAGAUGGAAGCUUAUUAUGUGGAAACAGUAGUCUCUGUCAAUGACGGCGGUGAAUGGGUGGGCGAUUUGGAUAUUUUGAAGGGUCUGGCGGACUUGAAAAUGGGAAGAUACGAGUCGACCAACUCACAGUGCUCACAUGAUCCGAGCUUCACAGCGGCAGGCGUGGGCAUGAUUUCCAUUGAUUGUUGGGAGGAAAUCCUUGAUCCUCCGGAGGGCUUCCUGGUGCUCCGUUCAACACCAGGCUCAUGUGACAGAAGUCGAUACUGGCAGUGGAUGGUCAGACUAGCCACAGUAGGCAUUGCAUCCUCCCGGAAAUAUGAAUGCAUCUGCCUGCCAGUGGAUAGGCAGUUCUGCUGGACUUGUGCGGUUGCAAAGCUUCGCACUGGCCACGAGCCCAAGGUUCUGUUUGUGUGUUAG
Molecule: messenger RNA, 3345 nt
Organism: Penicillium cinerascens
Lineage: Eukaryota; Fungi; Ascomycota; Eurotiomycetes; Eurotiales; Aspergillaceae
Exons: 3
Coding region: 1-3345 (1114 amino acids)
Source: RefSeq, a predicted model, not a curated record